This is a messenger RNA of Pseudocercospora fijiensis CIRAD86, 2487 nucleotides long. RefSeq lists its product as uncharacterized. The record is from RefSeq and is a predicted model, not a curated record. Bases 1 to 2487 code for a protein of 828 amino acids. NCBI's taxonomy places the organism in Eukaryota, Fungi, Ascomycota, Dothideomycetes, Mycosphaerellales, Mycosphaerellaceae. The transcript is spliced from 7 exons.
AUGUCCAAUGUCCUGCUUGCUCGAAAAUCUUCUGGGUGGGUCUUGUCGCCUCCAGCUCGGCCUCGAAACGCUCCUGCAGCUGCAGCUUCGCUUCCACGUCACUUUUGCUCCCAAACUACAUCACAAACUGAUUUUUCAACUCCAUCACCAACCAGUCGCUUGUUCAGAAGUAAAGCCUGCCAUCACGGUUGCAUCGCAAGCAUGUCGACAUAUUUUCACAGCUCACUCUACGCCUUCAGCGAACAGGCCCGAGAGAGAAUCUGGCAAGAGUUCGUCACCACAGUCCGCGAUGUUCCCGUCGACUGCUGCUACAACGCCGACACCGACACCUUCGAGAUCAGAUGUCCCUCAAUGAAAGGACCGGACGCCAACGAAGUCCUUUCCCAGAUUAUCAAGCGCCGUAUAGACGAGUACGAAGAGGCCGAAGAGCAAAGUGGCGACAACGACGAUCUCAUUCGAUUCGCCGAUAGCAAAUUCGAUGCUCUUGACAACUUUGUCGAGAGCAAUCCAGACCACCCCAGGCAAUCACGACCUUCUGAAGCCCGCCCAGUCGCCCGCAGCCACAUUAUUAUCGCCAAUGUAGAGCUGCUGAAGGUCUUUCGACUGCGUGACUUGGACGAGUUUGGCCUUCUGGAGCGCACUUUGGCUCCUGUCACCAAGAAGAUGGAGAGCCUCCGCUCGGUAUGCUUCGACGCCAAUGAUGGUCACGUCUUCAAUGGCCGUACUGGUAAGAACAAGCUGAUUACCAACGGCAGUCCAGUACAAGGCGCACCAUUACAGCUGCCCGCGUUCGGGACACUUAGCGACGACCGGAUGAUGAGCAACGAGCCAGCUGAGAGCAUCGCGGGCGAUCAAUGGCAGAUGGAGGACGCUGGCGAGAAUGUCAGUGUGAACAAGUGGCUCCAAGGCGUUGGAAGAACGAUGGACUCUCAGAUCAAUCCAUUCGUGGAGAGACCAGACGUGCCGAAGGACACCAAGCAGAUGCUGGCCAAAGAGCAGACCCAUGCCACUAGUCGAGCAAGAGUUCCAAAGGGCGCCAAUGUCGUUUCCAGCGACCUCGACGAUUCUGACGAAGAAGAGGACGAGUCGCCUGUUGCUGACUUCAGUGACUUCCUGGCCUCAAAUCGUCCCGCCCAAGCCGCGCAGGCCAGUCAGGAGUCGGAUGAUAAUAAUAGUGAGGCGAGCGACAAGACUGAGACGGGCCCAUCUUUCGCAUCUCUGCUUCCUGGUGGCAAAGUUAGUCCUCGAAAGCGGCGCGAUUCUGGAGACUGGAGUGCUGUUAUCCAGCAGCCCAGUCAGGCUGGGUCAGCGCAGAGCUUUCGUUUGCAAAAUUUGCAGCAAGCUAGCCCCCUCAAGGCCUCUCCGAUAAUCGAUGGCCAGUGGGGCGACUAUGGCGGCAGGUACGCCGCUCGUGACAAGAUUGGCCUUAAAGGCAACGCAGAUGCCAUCGUGGACUGGGACAGGGACAAUUAUCAGCCAGACCAGGAUCAGGUGCAGCGGCAUGCGCGGAGGAAGCCAUUAGCAAUUCGUGGUGCGACACCUUCGGUAGCCUCGACACCGGUCAGCAUCAGUGGAGAGUCCAGAGAGACCGGACGAGGUACGGCAGCAUGGAGCGCGCACUCGACUUCAGCAUCGAUGUCAGAGGCAUCCUCGACUGUGGCUACCAAGCCCAUCAGACGCUAUGCGGACUGGGAUCCCAGUGAAGCAGAAUGGAAGAAUGUGGCUACACCCGCAACGACAAACGCCGACCCAAAGAUCAAGCUUAUCGACGAUAGAGCAGUCCCGUCCUCCACGCCGAUGAAGCCGCCACCUGGCUAUCUCCACCAAAAGCCCACUGCGCAGGUGCGUGUGACGAAUCCAGACUCGAGUGGCAGACUCGUCGACUUCGAAGAGAAUAUCAUGGAUAAGGAGUGGGAAAAUGUGAGGCCCUCGGUGUUCAAGACGACUUCACGCUCUCGUGCUACUCUCGCUCCGACUCGAGCCUCGACCAACGGCACUUAUGCGUCGACUGCAGCAGUGCAUGAAGUUGCUCCGAACCCGAGCAGCGCAAGUGAUCUGCCCCCUCCUCGAAAACUCCAGCUUCCUAGCGACUACACACGCCGCAUCACGACUAAGUCGAAGAACUGCGUCUUAAACGCGAGCAGUGCAAGUAAUCUCCAUCCUCCUCAAAAGCUUCAGCUUCCCGCCGCACCACGACCAAACCCAAGAACGGAAAAAGUCACCAGUGUCCGAGAGAAAGAGAAAGUGAGAAAGCCAGCUCGUUUCUUUCUGUUUUGUUCAUACCUCUUCAAGAUUCUACGAUCUACGCAGAGUAAUGGUAGUCGAGAAAAUGGAAAGCCCAUACCAUAUGUCAGGAUGCCUGAUGUGAAUUUCGUGCUUCAGCCUGUUGAUCUGAGAGCCUUUCCAGUCUCGAAGUUCAUUCCAUUCCGGUUCCUGUAUAUCCCAAUUCCCAUCCUAAAGAAGCAGCAGCAGCAGCAAGUUUCAUGA